This is a messenger RNA of Glossina fuscipes, 2121 nucleotides long. RefSeq lists its product as uncharacterized. The record is from RefSeq and is a predicted model, not a curated record. Lineage: Eukaryota; Metazoa; Arthropoda; Insecta; Diptera; Glossinidae. The transcript is spliced from 3 exons. The coding region runs from base 385 to 1404 and encodes 339 amino acids.
AAGCUAGCAUAAUCAUUUAUUACGAUUACAGUUUAGUCAGAGUCAGAGUGAGAGAGUCAGAAUUAAAGUAAAGUUAAUAAACAUCAGUUUAUUAUUGCAUUUAUUUUGUUUCACUACAAUAAAAGCGGAAAACAAUUAACUGCUGCCGCAGUGUAUAAGAUAUGUGCUAAUGGUUGAUGAAGCAGUUAAAAUUACAAUUUAAUUCGACUAUCUAAAGCAAAAAGGAGCGCUUAUUCUAAGCUGAAUGAUAUCGUCGGUUGUUUCAGUAUAAAUUAGAGGGUGUAAAAGAAACUAUUAGUUAGAAAUAAUUCAAUUGUCUUAUUGAACUGUUAUUUACAAAAAAAAAAAAAAUAGUGAGAAUUAUAAAUAUACCUUUUUAUUUCAAUGGACUCCCCCGUCAAGAAUACUGAAGGAAAGAAAAGAAAAGAGUUAGAAGAUGAAGAGAAAAUAACGAAAAGAGUUAAAGAAGAACUUCCGUCUACGUCAUCCCCUAUAAUAGACAAUAAAGUUAAAGGAGGGAAAAUAGAAGACGAAAAUUUGCCUAUCCCGGAAAAGCAGUAUGCAGAGCUUCAGCACGAAGCUACAGACAUUUCCAGAAAUAAGUCGAGGAAAUUUCCGAAAACAAAGAAAUUUUUAUCACGUAUUUACAGAGCCAAUCACUUUAAGGAGAGAGAUAUUGGCGAGAGCUUCGUCGAACAGUACGAAGUUCGUCACGCUCAAAUUCGUGGUAUAUACUUAAUGUAUUUCAUGAGAAAACAUUUAGCAACCAUGUAUAACGCGAAACUUAAAGAUUUCCGCGUGGAAGAGGUAUUUAAGAAAAAGUAUUCAGAAAAUGAAAAGGAAUUCCGUAUACAAAAGCAAAUGCCAGAGUCUUAUAAGAUAUAUAUCGACAAUAAAUGCCAAACUAUGCAUAGUGUUGAAAAGAUUAAAAUCGUCUCACUUGCACACACCAUGUAUUACGCGGACAAAAGCGAAGGGCGGCCUUCUCCGUCCGUAGAGAUUCGUGUUGCAGACGGAAACCUUGAAGCUAUUUUAAAAUAUUUGGAAACAUUCAAAUCCAAAUACAAGUCGGUUGACAUUAAUCCCAGACUGGAUUGUGAUUACUUUCGAGGCGAUGCAAAUGUUAUAUUCGAUGAUGAGGUGAUCUUUCAAACUAUGUCGUCCUUGAAAGAAAAUAAUAUGCCUGUAGAUAAGGCUCAUCAGUGCAUUUUAUAUUCGUUGGCUUAUUUUAAGAAAACACGAAAGAAGAUAUUAAAAUUCAUAGUUUACAACCCCCUGGCUGGUAAAGAGUUUAUUAUGCAGUUAGAAGACAUUGACUUGGAAGGCCUGGAAGACGCUCUGAAAAGUGAUUUGAUGAUAGAAGAAGACGAAGGAAAAAUCGAGAAGAAGAACGAGGACAAAUAAUAGAAGUAAUUUAUUUUUUUUAUCUCCUUUUCAAUCUUUUACUUCUUGGUUAUGUUAUAAGCAUGCAUUGACGUAACAAUAAAGUUUAUCGCAGCACAAUUUGCUAAAAGUUCAUGGUUUGUAAAGUUUGGGGUUCUCGAAGGAAAAAAUUUUAAAAUAAGCAAACGAACUAAAGAAAAGCACGCAAAGUUUCCUCGAUACAUGUUACCACGAAGUGCCGCUUACGACCAUAGACAUUGAAAUCAAAUCUUGCAUCACUUUUUAAAAUGUAUCAACGAUCUACACUCUUUUAAGCACAUCAAUCAUUCCGCCAUCACGAUGACGGUGUACGCGUCAACCUUAGAUAUAAAAUUGUUUAAAAGAGAGCCAACGUCGCGCAGUAGGGUGACCUAUAAAUUGAUAUUGCUACGCUAGAGUAGUAUUCUAUGCCACGCUUUGUUUUUUUACUUUUUCUUACUCUUCUCUACCCGUUGUUGCGAAGUACGUAGAUUUUUAUACCUUAGGUUCGUGCGGGCGUACGUAACACGUAGAAUAGUUUGAGAUAGAUCGUUGUUUUGUUAUAUUGAUCGAUUUAGAAAAUGAUUCUGAGUCGAUCUAAGUCUGUCUAUCCGCCUGUCCUGAUGCCUAUUCAUUUUUGUCUGGUAAUUUUUGAGAUAUUUUGAUGAAAUUUCUCACACUGACCUUUUUUGACCUAAUUUUGAAAAGUCGUUACAUUAA